AUGGCUGUUCUCUCAAAGGAGUAUGGCUACGUGAUGCUGACAGGGGCUGCCAGCUUCAUCAUGGUCAUGCACCUUGCAAUCAAAGUGUCCAAGGCCCGCAAGAAGUACAAAGUGGAGUAUCCAACCAUGUACAGCACAGACCCCGAACACGGGCAUAUGUUCAACUGCAUCCAGCGUGCACACCAGAACACAUUGGAAAUCUACCCCCCCUUCCUGUUCUUCUUAGCCACCAGUGGAUUCUACCACCCGCGUGUUGCCACAGGGCUUGGCCUCACCUGGAUCCUGGGGAGGAUCCUUUAUGCCUACGGCUACUACACCGGAGAUCCCAAAAAAAGGGCGAGAGGGGCCUUUGGUUCAAUUGCAGUGAUUGGGCUGAUGGGCACAAGUGUGUACUCAGCUUGUCAGCACCUUGGCUGGAUCUGCCAGAACUAA
Chaetura pelagica (chimney swift) is the source of this 432-nucleotide messenger RNA. It is a transcript of the gene MGST3, whose product is annotated as microsomal glutathione S-transferase 3. NCBI's taxonomy places the organism in Eukaryota, Metazoa, Chordata, Aves, Apodiformes, Apodidae. The record is from RefSeq and is a predicted model, not a curated record. The coding region runs from base 1 to 432 and encodes 143 amino acids. Gene Ontology annotation, cellular component: endoplasmic reticulum; membrane; nuclear envelope. The transcript is spliced from 5 exons. Gene Ontology annotation, molecular function: glutathione peroxidase activity; glutathione transferase activity.